Molecule: messenger RNA, 2090 nt
Organism: Saccoglossus kowalevskii
Lineage: Eukaryota; Metazoa; Hemichordata; Enteropneusta; Harrimaniidae
Molecular function (GO): zinc ion binding; nucleic acid binding
Source: RefSeq, a predicted model, not a curated record
CGUGAUCUCGUGUUUUACGUUGUGAUAAUAGCGUGGCGUGUGUCUGAGUAGUUUUUUUCUGAUCUAUGUUUUGCAGUGUAUGCGAUACUGGGGCGUGCAGAAUCAACGAGAGGAAAAUUUCGAGAUUGACAUAGAAUAAUGCAACAUUCAAAGGAUGAAGGGGGUGAUCGGAAGAAGCAGUUGGGGCAGCAGUUGCUGCAAAUGAUGAUGGAAAAUGUAAACCAAAAUCAUCUCCCAUCUGAUACUCAAGUGAAGCAAAUGAUGCAAAUAAUGCAACAGGAGUUCGCUUCGCAGAUAGAGAAACAACAGAAUCAGCAGUCAGAUUCGUUUCAGCAGUCUGACUCUGCAGCAUAUCCCAACAGGUCACCACCCUCCCAUUCCUAUACACCAACAAAUACUACAGACUAUAACCAUGAACGGACUGUUUACCAACAGUCUUCUCAGGGCAUGCAAAUUCCUACACUUGGUGCUUCACAAGCACAGAGAUCACCACUGUUGCAGAAUCCUGUACCACAGAAUAAACCAUCCGUUCAAACUGGGCAGAAUCAACAAUCAUUGCCAACUGGGCAAAAUCAGUCAUAUUUGGCUACUGUGCAGGAUCAACAACAAUUAGCUACUGGGCAGAAUCAGUCAUAUUUGGAAACUGGAUCAAAUCAACAAUCAUUGCCAUCAGGGCAGACUCAGUCAUAUUCAACAACAGGGCAGACUCUACAGUCAAUGGCAUCAGGGCAGAAUGAGUCGUAUUCUACAACAGGGCAGACGCUACAGUCAAUGGCAUCAGGGCAGAAUCAGUCAUAUUCAACAACAGGGCCGACUUUACAGUCAAUGGCAUCAGGGCAGAAUCAGUCAUAUUCAACAACAGGGCCGACUUUACAGUCAAUGGCAUCAGGGCAGAAACGGCCACUUUUGCCAAAUGUGCAGACUCAGCCACUUUUGCCAAAUCCUGAACAGUCUGAUAAAGCAGGAAUUCAAAAUCUGUUAACUUCCUUAGAAGAAAAGUUGAGAUCUGGAACCACAACCCCCCAAGCAGCUGCUCAGAUUAGAGCUUUGCAUGGAAAAAUAUCUCGACUGGUUGCACUACAGACUAGUGCACAGAGUUAUAGUGGUGGUGGUGGUGGUGGUGGUGGGCAGACCAUAGGUGCAUCACUACUAGAGGCUUCUAUGCCAUCUUUCUCCAGUAUGGCAAACCGUCAAAGCUUGCUGCAAUCUGGUUUUAACACACAAGUGUCUAGAUUCAGAGAGCCAAUGCAAUCACCAAUUGGUAUCAUUGAUAAGCUCCAUGAUUAUGGUUACUCUUUGAAUCUACAAUCAACUAGACAGACUGCUGGCAAUCCCUGGUAUGCUGGCAACAGUUCUAGGAUGGCACAAAUGAAUUAUCCAGAAAGCAGAAAAAAACGUUAUUCGCAACUAACUCUACAUGCAAAAAGUCCCUUGCACACCUCAAACAAGCAGCAUGCUCAGAGACGCUUUAAUGCUCCUAGAAAGCAGUCAUUUGGCAAAAAUGCAGCGAAGAUCGUUGAAACGUACAAAGGUAGAAAAAGACAAGUUUCAGAUGGUAAUGCUGGUGAUGGUACCAAAAAGGCUAAAACACAAUCGUAUUGUUCAAUAUGUGAAGUGGAAUGUGGCAGUGAUAAGGUAAAAAUGGGAUGGCACAGUGGACAAGUGGAAUGUGGCAGUGAUAAGGUAAAAAUGGGAUGGCACAGUGGACUGACAAGUGAAUGUGGCAGUGAUAAGGUAAAAAUGGGAUGGUACAGUGGACUGACAAGUGAAAUGUGGCAGUGAUGAGGUAAAAAUGGGAUGGCACAGUGGACAAGUGGAAUGUGGCAGUGAUAAGGUAAAAAUAGGAUGGCACAGUUUACUGACAAGUGAAAUGUGGCAGUGAUAAGGUAAAAAUGAGAUGGUACAGUGGACUGACAAGUGAAAUGUGGCAGUGAUAAGGUAAAAAUGAGAUGGCACAGUGGACUGACAAGUGAAAUGUGGCAGUGAUGAGGUAAAAAUGGGUUGGCACAGUGGACUGAUAAGUGAAAUGUGGCAGUGAUAAGGUAAAAAUGAGAUGGCACAGUGGACUGACAAGUGAAAUGUGGCAGUGA